Kuraishia capsulata CBS 1993 is the source of this 960-nucleotide messenger RNA. RefSeq lists its product as uncharacterized. Gene Ontology annotation, biological process: L-serine biosynthetic process; dephosphorylation. Bases 1 to 960 code for a protein of 319 amino acids. The record is from RefSeq and is a predicted model, not a curated record. Gene Ontology annotation, molecular function: magnesium ion binding; L-phosphoserine phosphatase activity. Gene Ontology annotation, cellular component: cytoplasm. NCBI's taxonomy places the organism in Eukaryota, Fungi, Ascomycota, Pichiomycetes, Pichiales, Pichiaceae. The transcript has a single exon.
AUGGGAUUUUUCAUUACGUUAAUAGCACACGGAGAUGCUCUUCCCCAGAGUGCAGUGAACGAUACCGUUGCCCUGAUAUCUUCACUAAAACUCAACCUCGGAGACAUCCGCAAGCUCAACAGCAAGCGGGCUGUGGAUUUCGAGGUGGAUUUGGACGUGAAGUCGCUAGAUGAUACUCAAGACCUUGAAGAAGUGGUUCAAUCAAUCCGUGAUGCCUUGAAGGCUGUGCAAUUACAACCAGGGCUUGGAUACGAUAUAGUAUUCCAGGAAGACGUUGGUAGAAAGGACCGUAAGCUGUUUGUUUUCGACAUGGAUUCCACUCUGAUAUACCAGGAGGUAAUUGAGCUAAUUGCCGCCUAUGCUGAUGUUGAGUCUCAGGUUGCUGAGAUCACUACCCGUGCAAUGAACGGUGAGAUAGAUUUCACUGAGUCACUGGCCAGUCGGGUGGCAUUACUGAGAGGAAUAGAGUCUGAAACGCUAUGGGAAGAACUUAAACACAAGAUAGAGAUCACAAACGGAGCAUCUGAAUUGUGUAAAGGUCUGAAGGCCUUGGGAAUCAAAAUGGCAGUUUUAAGUGGAGGGUUUCUUCCGCUGGCACGCUACGUAGCGAGCGAGCUAGGGCUCGACUACGCUUACGCAAAUAACCUCCAGGUGGAGUUCGAGAAUGGCAAGGAAAUUCUGAGUGGAAAGACUUGUGGUGAAAUUGUUGAUGGGGCCAAAAAGGCCGAGUUGCUGAAGAGAAUCGCAGACGAGAACGAGAUCCCAUACUCUAAGGCGGUUGCUGUUGGUGAUGGUGCCAACGAUCUCACCAUGAUGUCCGUAGCUGGGUUUGGAGUUGCGUGGAAUGCGAAGCCCAAAGUCCAGCAACAGGCUCCUGGAUGCUUGAACAGCAAAAGUUUGAAGGACUUGUUUUACGUGUUGGGAUAUAGUGAUCCCGAGAUAGAGAAGCUGCUGGGGUAG